AUGUCGGGCGUAGAGACAAAGAAACGAAAGAAGGUGGAUAGCGGGGGAAGUUCUAGCACUGCAAAACUAUUUGUGGAUAAAGAUGCUAAGAAGAGGUAUGCUUUAUUCAUUGUUAAAUGUCCUCUGUUAAUUGAGCGAGGUGUUUACCUUGAUGAGUUUGUAGGUAGUGUGGAUUGCCCUGAAAUACUUCGAAGUCGGAAAUGGGAACCUCUGUUUGAGGUGAGUGUGGAAGAUAAAUCGUAUGUUGAUCUGGUGAAAUUUUUUUAUGCAAAUGUUCAAGAAUACAAAGAGAAUGAGCUGACAUUUAAAUCAUUGGUUAGGAAGACAUCCAUCACUGUUUCGCCUGAUCUUAUUUCAAAUAUAUUAAAAAUUGAUAGAUCAUACAUUCCUGAGAAUGCCAUUGUCUUUCCAUAUUCAAGUAAGGAGCAUGUUCCCAAAAUGGCGAGAGUUAUUCAAGAUAAACAGGGGUGCCGCACGACUGAAAUGACCCCAGUUUUUGGAUUCAGUUUUAAUUGCGAUGCCCUUGGGCAGAGAUGUCGGCUUUGA
Molecule: messenger RNA, 546 nt
Organism: Ilex paraguariensis (yerba mate)
Lineage: Eukaryota; Viridiplantae; Streptophyta; Magnoliopsida; Aquifoliales; Aquifoliaceae
Source: the annotation of a GenBank genome assembly